GGUCACGUGGGGGGGUCAGCCCGCCCCGCCCACCGCUUCCUGAACGGCGGGGUCCGGCCUGCCGGCGUACGCACGUGGCCUGCCCGUCUUCUUCCUCCGCGACCCCGCGCUGCAGCCAUGGCUCCCGGCCAGCUUGCCCUGUUCAGCGUGUCUGACAAAACUGGCCUAGUGGAAUUUGCCAGAAACCUCGCAUCUCUUGGUUUGAGUCUAGUCGCUUCCGGAGGCACGGCCAAAGCGCUCAGGGAUGCUGGCCUGGCAGUCAGAGAUGUGUCUGAGCUGACGGGUUUUCCUGAAAUGUUGGGGGGGCGUGUGAAAACCUUGCAUCCUGCUGUCCAUGCUGGAAUCUUGGCCCGAAAUAUUCCAGAAGAUAAUGCUGACAUGGCUAGACUUGAUUUCAACCUUAUAAGAGUUGUCGCCUGUAACCUGUACCCCUUUGUGAAGACUGUGGCUUCUCCAGAUGUGACUGUUGAGGCAGCUGUUGAGCAAAUUGAUAUUGGUGGAGUGACCUUACUGAGAGCUGCAGCCAAAAACCACGCUCGAGUGACAGUCGUGUGUGAGCCAGAGGACUAUGUGGCCGUGGCCACCGAGAUGCAGAGCUCCGAUAGUAAGGACACCUCCCUGGAGACCAGGCGCCACUUGGCCUUGAAGGCAUUUACUCAUACUGCACAAUAUGAUGAAGCGAUUUCUGAUUACUUCAGAAAGCAGUACAGUAAAGGAAUUUCCCAGAUGCCCUUGCGGUAUGGGAUGAAUCCCCAUCAGACUCCUGCCCAGCUGUAUACGCUGAAGCCCAAGCUUCCCAUCACAGUUCUCAAUGGAGCCCCUGGAUUCAUAAACUUGUGUGAUGCUUUGAACGCCUGGCAGCUGGUGAAGGAACUCAGGCAGGCAGUAGACAUCCCUGCUGCGGCUUCUUUCAAGCACGUCAGCCCAGCAGGUGCCGCUGUUGGAGUUCCCCUCAGUGAAGACGAGGCCAGAGUCUGCAUGGUCUAUGACCUCUAUCCGACCCUCACGCCUAUGGCCACUGCAUAUGCAAGAGCAAGAGGGGCCGAUAGGAUGUCUUCAUUUGGUGAUUUUAUUGCAUUAUCUGAUGUUUGUGAUGUCCCGACUGCAAAAAUCAUCUCCAGAGAAGUGUCAGAUGGUAUUGUUGCCCCGGGAUAUGAAGAAGAAGCCUUGAAAAUACUAUCUAAAAAGAAGAAUGGAAACUACUGUGUUCUUCAGAUGGACCAGUCCUACCAACCGGAUGAAAAUGAAGUUCGAACACUCUUUGGUCUUCGUUUAAGCCAGAAGAGAAAUAAUGGUGUCAUCGACAAGUCCUUAUUUAGCAAUAUUGUCACCAAGAACAAAGAUCUGCCGGAGUCUGCCCUCAGAGACCUCAUUGUAGCCACUGUGGCCGUCAAGUACACUCAGUCCAACUCCGUGUGCUACGCCAAGGACGGACAGGUUGUCGGCAUCGGAGCAGGGCAGCAGUCCCGGAUACACUGCACACGCCUUGCAGGGGAUAAGGCAAACUCGUGGUGGCUCCGACACCAUCCACGGGUGCUUUCCAUGAAGUUUAAAACCGGGGUGAAGAGAGCGGAAAUUUCCAAUGCCAUUGAUCAGUAUGUGACGGGCACCAUUGGUGAGGGAGAAGACCUGGUGAAGUGGAAGGCACAGUUCGAGGAAGUCCCCGAGUUACUCACCGAGGCGGAGAAGAAGGAAUGGGUGGACAAGCUGAGUGGUGUUUCUGUCAGCUCUGAUGCCUUCUUUCCUUUCAGGGAUAAUGUAGACCGAGCUAAAAGGAGUGGUGUGGCCUACAUUGUCGCUCCGUCUGGAUCCGCUGCAGACAAGGUUGUGAUCGAGGCGUGCGAUGAACUGGGGAUCGUCUUGGCUCAUACGGACCUCCGACUCUUUCACCACUGAUCUCAGUUUCUGUUCUUUCCUGCUUUACUUAUGUGCAGUGGCUAAUCAUGUGUGGGAUUUUUAAAGCACCUUUUAGAAAAUGA
This is a messenger RNA of Peromyscus californicus insignis, 1979 nucleotides long. RefSeq names its product 5-aminoimidazole-4-carboxamide ribonucleotide formyltransferase/IMP cyclohydrolase (gene Atic). The transcript has 16 exons. Gene Ontology annotation, cellular component: cytosol. The coding region runs from base 118 to 1896 and encodes 592 amino acids. Gene Ontology annotation, molecular function: phosphoribosylaminoimidazolecarboxamide formyltransferase activity; IMP cyclohydrolase activity. Gene Ontology annotation, biological process: 'de novo' IMP biosynthetic process. The record is from RefSeq and is a predicted model, not a curated record. NCBI's taxonomy places the organism in Eukaryota, Metazoa, Chordata, Mammalia, Rodentia, Cricetidae.